AUGUCCUUGAAUAUAUCAACCAGUUAUCAUUCACAUUUUUCACAUACCAACCAAUCACAAGUUUGUUUUCAUUAUUAUUUAAAUCCAUUACCAUCAUAUGAAGUAUCACAAUCGUUUAUUAUUUCCAACGAACAGGUCCCAUCAAAUCAAAAGAUAAAUACACCUUUACAUGAUGAAAAUCAAUGGUCUCGAUCGAAAAUUAUCACACAACACCCAUACAAUGACAUAAAUUCUACUCAAACAUUGCCAAUAUUGUAUGAUGAUUACAAACACGUAAAAACCCAUCGACAUAAAUUACGGAAACAUCAUAAACAUCAACAUGUCAUAAAGAAACAAUCGUUAAAACCCUCAGUAUUGACUUCUCAACGUUCCGACACUGUUAAUGAAAACCAACAAUCUGAAUUUCUUUCUUCAAUCAAGCAAUAUUGUUAUAUUUUACGAGACCAAUCCGAUAUCAUCUCUGACGAAGAACUAACUGAUCUACUGACAAAACUUACACUUGCACUGAAAAAUUCUUAUAAUAAUGACCAACAACAAUGGUUCAACUUUGUUGAAAUUCUUGAUGCACUUAUAUGUGUUCGUCCAUCAAUAUUAGCAUCUGUUUCACAGAAUAAGUUUUUUUCUGUACUUCAAGUAUCCUUCAUUGAUAUACUUCGUCGAUGGUGUCAUCUCUCAUCUCUACCAGAUCUCGAAUCUUUUAUGUUUCGUUCUACGACUAAAAUAAUAAGUAUAGUAAUCAAUAAUAUUCAAAACAUUAAUUAUCUUCCGUCAUGGAUAUCUGAUUUUACCUUGCUUGAAACGAUUGCUAAUUGUCUUAUUGAUAUAGCCAUUUCAGCAAAGUUUCUCGACGAUAAAAAUACUCGUCAAUUAAAAAUUUUCACAUAUUUAAUUCAAGCAUACACUGAUUAUCAACAUUUAAAUGAUAAAAAUCAUUCAAAUAAAGAUAUGUUUUUGCUAUUAAUUGAUCCUAUAGUACAAUGUCUCGCUUCAUCUCAUUAUCUUACAACUUUUACAACUAUGUCACAAGAAGAAAAAUCAAUGACAACUAUUGAAGAGUUUUUCCUGCUUAAAUGUCCGUCAUUUCUCACUUCAUACAAUGGGUCUCGCCUCGAACAAAUUAUCGAAAAUCUACUUUCAGUUAUGCUACCACAAUAUAUAACAUUAUUAGAUAAGAUAGUUCCUACAGUGCACAAUUGGAACCAAUCAACAAUUGAAGCUGUCAAUCAACUAUUACAAAUAAUCAAUCAUGGAGCAAGUCAAUUUCAAAUAAAUGCAAAACUUGUUAGUAAACAUUUAUCAUUAAUUGAUCAUGUAUUAAAAUUGCUCGAUGAACCAAUAUUUUAUAAUAAUCUACAAGGAUCAUUAUCGAAUUUAGAAACGAAUUUUAUGAAUACAGCCAUUAGUUUUCUUGUAAACAUGAUCAGUGAACCAGCUAUACUUGCUCAAAUAAAAGAAUCUUCAGUAACACCUGUAUUUCUUCGUUUAACAUCAUGUCAACACGAAUCAUUAGUACUCAAUGUUUAUACUCUUCUUGCAUACACAACAUAUGAAGAAGAUAUUAAAGCGAUGCAUAAUCCUGGUCGAUUACUUGCUACAAUUAUUGCAUCACUAAAAACAACACUCAAUCGAAAACCUGAAAAGAGAACUGAAAUAGAACAGUUACUUGAAACUUUGAAAGGUCUAGUUCAACAUGAUCAAAUAAAAGAUGAAAUUAUAAAACAAAAUGCACUUCCAUUUCUUCUCGAAUGUACGAAUCAAUUAACCAGAAGAGCAUUGAUAUUAAUAUUUGAAAUUUUAUGGUGUUUAACAUUCAUCGAAGAAAUCGCUCGUGCUCUACGUGCUGAUUCGAAUUUUCUUGACAAAAUUCAAACUAUAUCGAAGGACAACAACAAUGAACCAUUGAAAAAAGCAAUUGAUGGACUCGUUUGGAAACUUAUACAAGAACCAGUAUUCUUAGAAAAGGUAGAAAAACAAGAAGAAGAACAGAAAGCGCAUGUAAAUGUAAUAAAUACAAAAACAAAAGUACAACUAGGGUCAGAUAAAAAAGGACAAGUUCGAACAACAAAACAGCGCAGUGCAACGCCAACUGAACGUUCAUAUCAAUAUGAUAUUAUGAUCUCAUAUUGUCAUGUUGAUAAAGAACUAACUUAUAAAAUACAGCAAUAUCUUGUUAAUCAAAAUUUUAAAGUAUGGAUUGAUUUGAAUAAUAUGUAUGGACCAGCAAUGAGUGCUAUGGCUGAUGCUGUUGAAAAUACAGAAUUUGUCAUUUUGUGUAUGUCAGAUUCGUAUAAACAAAGUACAUAUUGUCAAGCUGAAGCUGAAUAUGCAUUUAAAUGUAAACGACGUCUUCUUCCGUUAGUCAUGAGACAAGGUUAUAAACCAGAUGGUUGGUUAGGAUUUAUGAUUGGAUCAAGAAUAUAUAUAGAUUUUGGUCGAUAUGAUUUCGAUACAGCAUGUGAGAAAUUAAUGACAGAAAUUAAUUUACAAAGACAACAGGCUGUGCCAGCUGUAAUGAUCGAUCCAUCAGAUCAUGAAAAACCGGCAGAAAAAAUAUCGACUGCAAUUAAACUUGUUCAAGAAAAUAAGAAACGAUCACCUGAAAUUAUGCCUAAAAAUUCGGCUGUAAAUAAAGAUGCGGUAUCAUCAACAUUCAAAGCUCGAAAAUCAACACUUAAUUUUAUUCGAAAGCCAAUUAAUGAAUGGACCGAACUGGAUGUAUUAGAUUUUCUCUCAGCUCAUCGUUUAAAUUCCAUAAUACCAUUAUGUGAAGCGAUGAAUGGUCGAGCAUUGAUGGAAUUAUACAAAAUGUGUACAAAUCACAGACUUCGAGCAUAUUCUGUACUCAAAAAUGAGCUAAUAUCGAUGCAUAAAGCAAGAUUAUCUAUUAGUAUUUACUCUCGGUUUUUAAGUCUUCUUGAAGAUUUUAUCAAGUUCCACGUGGUACUAGCACCAUCAAUGAAUAAUCCUGCAACGAUUCUUGCUCCUAUUCCAUUUGUACCAGCUCCAGCUCUGAAUAUGCCUUACGAUUUUUCAAUAAUAACAAAUGCAUCUCCUUUAGAUACAUUAGAAAUGGUCAACUGUUUUGGUCCUCAAUUACUCUUACUCGAUAAACUGCGUAGACAACUAACAAAUGUAUCUCAAUAG
Messenger RNA from Rotaria sp. Silwood1, 3144 nucleotides. Lineage: Eukaryota; Metazoa; Rotifera; Eurotatoria; Philodinida; Philodinidae. The record is from the annotation of a GenBank genome assembly.